Leptonychotes weddellii (Weddell seal) is the source of this 4904-nucleotide messenger RNA. Lineage: Eukaryota; Metazoa; Chordata; Mammalia; Carnivora; Phocidae. The record is from RefSeq and is a predicted model, not a curated record.
GAACUGCUUUUAAGGAGAGUCCCACGAGAGCAGCAGUAUUCAUGUAUGUAAGCCUGAGCAGUUCCUUUUAGUGAUGAACAUUUCACCCCCAGGAAGAGUUGUUAACCGGAGAAGGUGCUAGAGCACUUGCGGUUAUGGGGUAGUGAUUCUUCUCAGUGUAACUGUGGCAUCUGCAGGACUGCCAGAUUGUCAGGUGCCGGAUGAAGGGACAGGUUGAAAAGAGAAUGUGAUGCAGUGUGUGUGCUCAUGCAGUAAUUAGAACCAGUUUAGCUUAUGAUGUGUUACCAAGUAUUCUAACUUCUACCAAGUCCAUCUUACUUCCUGCCUCGUACAUCCUUUUAACAAAAAUAAAUUAUAUUCUGGUUACUGACUAGUUUUUCAGCAGUGUAUACUAUUUUUUAUGGAAACCUGUAAUGCUGCUCUCUGGCAAAAUUAAGUGGGUUCUAUUUCUGAUUUUGAUCACAUGAUUUUUACUUAAUUUCCCCGUCGUUUAUAGCAUACGUGCUAGCACACAUGUAGUGAAGGGCCACAAGGCUUUGACCAUUCUUGCUUCAUGGGUAACAGAGAGUAUGAUCUACACGGCUUUCAUUGAAUCAUUAUGAAAUAAAUGAGAAAUGGCUCAGAAUGGUCAUUUUUAUCUUACAAAGCUAGAUAAUAAGCAUUAGAUAUACAUAUUUAAAUCUUGCUUUUAUAAAAGUAGUUUAAAAAGAUACAUUACUUGAUGCUUUCCUUAGUUGAUCUCAUAGUGGUUUCCAUAAUAUACCUUGAACCAUGUUUCAGUAUGUUCAUUUGAACUGAAAAAUGAAAUUGGACCUUUUGUGGGGAAGAAGCGCCGUCCUGACAUACAGACUGCCCAUGCUGUGUGGGCUCUGUGGCACGGUUCCCCCUAAGCUGCAGCUCAAAGUGCUGUAGUUGUGAUGAAAUGACAUUUAAAGCACACGAGCAUUUGCUUGUGCUCUCUCUGACGAAUGAAUAAAAUCUUAAAAAAAAAAUCCUCAAAAAAAAAAAAAAUAAAUAAUUUUUUUAAUUGGCAAAAAGGUAUGAGCUCCAUGUCUGAGUCUAGCAAUGAGUAGUACUGACCCACAGCCCCACGAGCCUCCUGGAAAACAGGCAGUCCCACUGUUCUCCAUGCAUUCUCCGUACAGUGUUGCUUUUGAUAUUUCAUUAUUAUCAAAGUUUCUAAUAGGUUUUGUUAUUCUGGUUGGGUUUGCAUUACUAAUAAUUGCAACAGUAACUUGAUUUUUCACAUGAAGAUUUCAACCCCUAGAAAAGAUAUUUUUUAAAACUAGAAUUUUAAUUUAUGUACAUGUUUUUAUCACAGGGAAAUAUGUAGGGUAAUAAAAGACUUCAAAGCAUAACAACACAUUCAGGUAAAGAGCCAGAGUUGAGCGGAGUAGCGUGCAUGUUCAGGGAGAAUAGCAAGUGACGUGGAGUUUCUUACUGUUAAAGAAGAGUGAGCGGAUCCCGGGCCCUAGCCCCUCACCUUGCUUGCUCACCCUAGUCCUAGCCCUGGUCUGCUGUCCCGAAGCUGCAGAGCGCUGGGGAGAAGCAUGGACGACAGCCAGAGCUAAUCCAGCAGGAGGGGCCUGGGGUCCCUGAGGCAGAGAAGCUGGCAGACGUACUCAAAGCUAUAAUGGAACUACGUUUCCCUGCAGUGAAGGGGACACCGAAUGUGCUCCCUGGAAAACCGAGACUUGUCGCCGAGGUGAACAACCCCUCAGGCGCCCAGGAAGGAAGUAGCAGGCUGUGGCCUGGCACCGCGGCUUACAGCGCCCCCCAGAGCGGAGUCUGUUAAGUGCCGAGGGUUAAGGAGCCGUGACCCUAGGGUUUCAUGGCAGCCAGGCUGUCCGGUGCGUGCUGCGGCCGCGGACAGCCCUGCGUGUGAGUGCUCUCGGGCACGCGGGAGACGCCGCGAGGGCAAUGGGCAGGAGCAAGCGGGCAGCGGCGCGGGGCGCACACGGAGCACAGCGCACAGCUCGGGAGCGGGGACCUCUAGGCCGGUGUUGGCAUCAAGACCGAAGGUGAACUUGCUGUAACAGAGGUGGCUCGUCCUGUGUGUCAGAACCAACCAUUCCUGCUUAAAAUGGAAACUUCGAGUACAAAAACCUACACAAAGAAUGCAGCCUCUCUUUUCCCUUUAACGUUAGGUCAUUAGAUAUUUUCACGAAGACGUAUUUUCUAGAAGUUCAGCACAUCCUUCAGUUUCACUUGUUCCUUUUCAUUUUAUUCAACAAAAAUCAAAUGCUUUUAUUCAACAAAAAUCAAAUGCUUUUAUUCUCGUCAACUUGUAUAAUGUUCACUGUAAAAUUGUCUUUAUGAAGUCAUUCACGUAUGCAUCUCCCGGGCUUUCUGGACACAGCUGUCACAGCACCUGAAAUUCCCUGGCACUUACUAGGACCCAGGCACUGUUCUAAACUUGCGUCACAUAUCUACUUAAUCCUUCCAAAACUUUGAGGUAGGGAGUAUUGUUCCCAUUUCACGGGGAGGGAACACUGAGACCAGAACUUAGAUUGCUUGUCCAGGGUCAGGUAGCAGAGUCAGGGGUGGAGACAGGAUUUGAAUCCAGGCCACUGGUCUUUGGGAUUUCGUGCUGCUCACAAACCAUGUGACUGUCAGAGAAACCCUUUCUGGGUGUCCGGAUUGUUUGUUUCUUCUUUGUACUUCGUUAUUUUAGAAAGCAUAUUUUUAUGAAAUCAACGAAGCGAUGACUUUUGAAGAGGAAGCUGGACAGAAAACAACCUGAAGGAUUUGGCAGCUUAUUUAAGCACACGCCGAGGGGCCCAAGGGUGGGAUGUGUUGGCCGGUUUCCUUCCCUUGUUCCUUUUCUACGAUUGUGCAGCUCUGCCUGGUAGUUGUGCUCCAUGGUGUUGGGGAUCUCCUGUGUGCCUCCCAUUCUUGGGGUUGCAGGGUAAGGAGGAGCCUCUGCCCCCGUGAAAUGGGCACCCGGGGUCUGAUCGCUGAAUGUCCAGAAGACACGUAGGAGCCUCGGGGUCCGCUCAGAGGACAAUGAAAGAUGGCAAGGUCAGUCCUACUCACUUCCACACAAGCCAGACUGGCUGGUUGUGUGGGAACCUUGUGGUGCCCAGCGGAGGUCUGCCAGGACCAGCUCCGGCGGCCGGCGUGCAGUGCGUUCAGGUCCAGCUACUGCAGGACGACCCCUCAGGUGAAGCAGCCUCGCCAUUGGUUCUCAGCCCGCAGCCUUCUGCCCUUCACCCCGUGUUCGCUGUUGAUUUGCCCGUCUAUGUCCUCCAGGAGGUGCUUCCUACAGCUGGAGGGGCUGCCGGGCCGGAGGAGGUGCAGUGUGCAGGGAGCACCAUCAAUCUUCGGGACCUGCAGUGACAGCGACCCUCUGCCCCGGGGACAGUCUGUGGCCCCCGGACUCUGUUUCGUGGUCUUAUAGGCCUGGGGGGAACCCCACUGGGUUUAAGCUCAGGAGGCUAGCUGAGUUCCUCAGAGACUUUUGGGCAUGUUUCUCAAAAAUGUUUUUCUUACACUUUAUCAGGAACCAGUUUGGGGCAGCAUUCGUUGAAAUCGCCUUACACGAACGUGAGGCAAGGACUGCCCUCAGGGCAAAGGCACAGGCCUUUUCCGGACUUGGCGGUGCGCAGACAUCCCUUGUCCCGUUUGAUCUAAGCCAUGGAGCCCCUGCUGUAUUAGAAAAACAGACUUAGGCAGGAAGUAGGAUAGAGUAUGGAUUCCUUAGUCAAAUAGGACUUCAACUGUAGUAAAAGCAAAUGGGAUCUUUCACCUUCCGUGUUUUAGCGUUUGGCCUGAGAGAGAUCUAGAAACUGUUUCCCCUUUCUGAGAGCUGUUUCCCAGCCCCUUGGGUGGUGGUUGUGGUUGGGCUGAUUCUGUCACCCCAUAGGGCAGAAGUGAUCCUGUUGUCAUAGUGAAGCCAAAUUCGAAUCCCUGUUUUGGCAGAGCAGGCGGGCAGCUCGUAUGAGGGGAAGGAGAUGGGAGUGCAGAGGGGGACACUGGGGCCCUGGUAGCGAGCCCUCCACAGAGAGGCCAAAUUUGAAGCUCCUAAUUUGGGGAUGCUAGAGGUAAAACUUUACAUUUUUCUAACUUCUGCAUUUGGGCGUUCAUGUUUAAUAAUAAUUUGUCCAGGUUCUACAGUCAGGGCCUGAGUACUCUGCACUACGUGUAGGACAGUGAGAGUGGCUUGUACAUGCUCGUCGUGGCCGCAGACGUGCAGGUACUGUGUCACCGUGUAUUUUCGCAGAGCACGGUCAGUCCUGCACAGGAGGCGAGCGGAGAACCUCGCACGUGUUUGUUUGUUGGCGAGACUGGCCACAUGGUCACUCAGAAAUGCUGUUGUUCGCCUUGUGCCUUUGAGGCUUACGUUGAUUCAGAUGCUGUUUUGGUUCUUGGACUUGGAAUUGUCCAAACUCUGCCUGUUCUGUGUUUCUUCAUUUCUUGAGUUUUUGGCCUUGGGCUUUUGGAAAUGACCCCAGCAUUCGGUGGUGAGUCCUCUCUCUUUCCUGCUCUGAGGUGCUGUCUGUCCAGGGUGCUUCUCUACCCAGAGGAACUCGGUCCCCAUUUAUAAAGUUUUUACCCACAGAACUCUGUGCUGCAUCACAGACUAAAGUUUUGUGUCCACCUGGCCCCUCCGCCUCCAGGUCUCCCAGCCUCCCUACACCAGGAGCCAGUCCGCCUGCCAGGGUGACCGUGGGGGCCGGGUGGCCUGGUGGCCACACUGCACUGUCCUGAUGGGAGGAGGGGCCGGGCCAGGGAACGAUCUCUCCGGGGUGGGUCGCUGGAACUUUCCUCGGAACGUCCCCUGGGAAUGUCCACCACCAUGAUGUGAUUGGUACUGGCUGUCAGUUUUCUGGGCACUGGGUUCCCUGGUGGCGUGGGCCCAACUUGUAGUACAAAUGAAUAAAAGUUUUUGUAUAGUCAUGUGC